This is a messenger RNA of Ceutorhynchus assimilis (cabbage seed weevil), 965 nucleotides long. Lineage: Eukaryota; Metazoa; Arthropoda; Insecta; Coleoptera; Curculionidae. The record is from the annotation of a GenBank genome assembly.
GUCUCACUCAGCCCCAAUAAACUACAACAUUUACUUCAAAGAUGGGCACAUCAACUACGAAAGCCCCAUUUCCAUGUUAAUCAGCGCAGUCACUUGGAGAUUAAUCUAUGUCUUGCUACGGGCUUAUUUAAAAGAGAGGCCGCCACUGUUCAGCUGUAGGAUUUGUUCAUUUAUUCACGGUUUUGUGGCUGCGUUUAUGGGUAUAAAUCAGUGUUUUUUGUUCGAUUGGCCCUUCGAACAUCCCGAAUGGAAGACAAGCUACUUGCAAACGUUCAUUUUGAAUAUGAGCUGGGGGUAUUUUAUCCACGAUACUUUUUGGAUGCUUAAAUAUGAGAGAGAAGACAAAACAAUGAUGUGCCAUCACCUGAUAUGCAUUUUCGCCCUGACCAGAAUAAUAUUCAAAGGUUACUCCGGGGCCCAAACCACAUGCGCCCUGGGCUGCAUGGAACUGACCAACCCCUUCCUGCAAAUCAGAUGGUUCCUGAGGACUUACGGGUUCCAAUCGGCACCCGUUUUCUAUUCAACGGAAAUCAGCUUUUUCCUUGUAUUCAUUGUUGUCAGGCUGAUUUUGGGCACGUAUUUUCUGACUGUUAUUGUCAAACAGCCUAAUAACGAUUGGGAUUUUAUUUUUAUGUCGGUGGCCAUUUACGCUGUAUCUUGGAUGUUUGUCUUUACAAUGGUGAAAUACUUUUUUAAGAAGUAUGUGGGUAGGGAUCAGCUUCAACCCAAUCAAACUUCGAUUGCAAUUCAAAAACAAUUGUAACCUGGAUAAUGUACAUUGUAUUUUUGGAAUAAAUUUGUUUUGGCUUUUAAGUUUGUAAUUUGUUUUUAUAUAUUGAAUAAUCAGGCCAAAAGUUAAAUUGGUUAUUAAAUUAUGAGUUAAUUACAAAGCAGUUGCGGUUCAAAAGCUUAUUUUUUGUUGGCAAAUAUACCUGGUAUAGUAUUUUUGUGUAUAUGUGAAAUGG